AUGGCGGAGGCUCUUAUAGACAAUCAAACCUUCAAAUGUCUGAUAUGUCUCCAGGAAUGUAACACACCCCGACAGCUACCAUGUUUUCACACGUUUUGCACGGGUUGUUUGGACACCUAUAUCAAUUCUGAAUACGUCACAGAAGAUAACAGGACGUACUUCCCCUGUCCGGUAUACGAAAGUCCGUGCUACCCUCAAAACAAGGAUGCUCCCGUUAGUUCUUGGGCCGGUUCGUUUCCUCGGAAUCAGCUAUUUGCUUCCUCAACGUUCAAAGAGACAGAAUCAGGUCAGACAUUCUGCCACGGAUGUCUAACUGACGACGAAGAGAACGUUGCUUCCUUCUGGUGUAAAGCAUGCUCGGAAGCCUUGUGUCAGCCAUGUCGCAUUGCACACCGACGAAGCAAAUUACUUUCAACACACAAAGUCAUUGCCAUAGACGAGGUUUCUAAGACAGAUAUACGCAUGCCUGUAUUCCAUUGUCAACACGUGUCCUCGUCAUACAGGGAAGACGAUCGAAGUAUACUGCCACGACCACAACGUCUUAUGCUGUGUUCUGUGCGUGACACUGUCACAUAG
This is a messenger RNA of Pecten maximus, 576 nucleotides long. RefSeq names its product protein PML-like. Gene Ontology annotation, cellular component: chromatin; nucleoplasm. Gene Ontology annotation, biological process: positive regulation of DNA-templated transcription. The record is from RefSeq and is a predicted model, not a curated record. The transcript has a single exon. Lineage: Eukaryota; Metazoa; Mollusca; Bivalvia; Pectinida; Pectinidae. Gene Ontology annotation, molecular function: ubiquitin-protein transferase activity; zinc ion binding. The coding region runs from base 1 to 576 and encodes 191 amino acids.